This is a messenger RNA of Ruditapes philippinarum (Manila clam), 2354 nucleotides long. RefSeq lists its product as uncharacterized. Lineage: Eukaryota; Metazoa; Mollusca; Bivalvia; Venerida; Veneridae. The record is from RefSeq and is a predicted model, not a curated record. The transcript is spliced from 8 exons. The coding region runs from base 247 to 1563 and encodes 438 amino acids.
ACUACAAAUCGUAAAGACAUAACACAUAUUAAUAGUUAUCAAGACAAGUUAACAGUAGGAUUAAACGUGAACUAGAUAGAUUGAAAAAAAUAUCUUUACUUAUCUGUUUAAUAUAAGUGACUUAAUAAAAAUAAUAUCGUUAGGUAAUACAAUUAUACGACGAGAUAUGUAUUAAACAGUGUAAACAGAAAUAGUAAGAAAGAUCGGUGAUAAUAUUGGAAGAUUAUUUAAAAGUAUUGUACAAAAAUGGGAGUAGUUGCAUCAUGUAAACCGUCUAAUAAAGCUGUUAAAGACAAUGAAACGAGGCCUAUUGAUGACCAGCAACCAAGACCAUGUAUAUCUGGUAUGAAACAUGGUAUUCCUACAGGCGCGGGAACAUCAAAUAUUAAACAGCAUGUUCAUUUUCGUGAAGACGACGAUAACAACGAAUAUGACCGAUUGUGGCCUCAUCAACAGAGACAAGGAUUUCUACCACCUAUUGACGAUGAGCAAUCACACAAUCAACAGACCAGCAAACGUAACCCAAAGAAACGUAAACCAAAUGAACAGAAACUCCGUAUAAAAGAACUAGAAGAAGAGAUCAGUUCACUACGGUCUGAAAUCACAGGACUGAAAAUGCAACACUUUGAUGAAAUGCAAACUCUUAAACAAGAGGCAGAUGACUUAAAACUGAGAUUGAGCAAGGUGGCGUCUGACAGACUGACAGACAAUAACCCAAAUAUAACAGACCUUAGUGAUGAAAAUAGAGCUAUCAAAGUAGGAGAAAAGUUGUCCGAGCUGUACAGCAAUGAGUGGAGUGAUGCUUACGAGGAACUAACUGAAGGUGGUCGUAGAAGUGAUAUAGAAGCUAUAAACGUUCUACUUGAGAUACUGAAGAUCAUAUUUGGAGAAUGCAAAAGAAAAGCUGAAGAAGAAAUACGUGAUAUUGGAACGAAAAUAUUAGCAUGUACUGGACAUUCGGAGUUGAACAAAGAGUUAACUGCGGCAAUGAAGCUAUUGAGAACAGAACGUAAAAGAAAUUUCAAAGCAACAAUGCCUUAUCUUUUGACGACUUUGGAAAUAUUUGUACCUAAAGAGGAGGAAACAGUCAAAUUGCGAAAUUAUGUUCGAAUCACAACAGAAACAUGCUGGUUAAUGUGUAUACACGAACCACCUUUAACAUUUAAAUAUUGUGAAGACAAUAAUAAAUUCGAUGAGAACUAUUUUAGCCCAUACACAAGAACAGGUGACACUGUAGAGUUCCUUGUUUGGCCCGCUUUACUUCUCCACGAUGGUGGACCGCUUUUGAACAAAGGUGUAGCACAAGCAAAUGACUCAAAACAAAAAGAACAGAAAGUACAGACAAAACAUACAAAUGAUAAUGAUAAUACUGACUACAUUGUUAAUGAUUCUAAUUCCUCCAACGAAACUGAAUUGUCUAGAAGAGAAGAAGCUGAUGUAACGAGAAUUAACGAAGAUUUUGUGUCAAAAAUAGACACAAUUAAACCAGUACCAAAGGCAAGACGAACAAAGGAACAUUCUUCUAAAACACACAAUGAAAAUACAAGAGAAGAAUCUUCUUGAAUUACAUAUCUUCACAAAGCUUUUUCUUAAACAGGAAUUGACUUACAUUGAAACUAUUUAUGGAUUAAAAUAAUAAAAAAAAAUCUGUUACAAUGACGGCAUGCAGAACGAAAUAUUAAAAACACAAAUGUACAUAUUUUAACAACCGCCAGUAUUUUAUAUUGUAUGUGAUAUGUGAUGGUUGGUGAACUUGAUGUACAGAAAGGAAGUUAACAUUAACGCCUAUUUAUUUAUUUAUUUAUUUAUUUAUUUAUUUAUUUAUUUAUUCAUUUAUUUAUUUAAAUAUACUCACACCUUAUAUUCGCCUGUGUUAUUUGAAUGUUUCUGAUUCAUUUAUAAAUACCGUGGAUUCCUUAUGUUCACCUGCGUCAUUUGAAUGCUACUGAUCAUUUUAUAAUUUUAAUGGCUACCUUAUGUUACCUUGCUUAAUUUGAAUGGUACUGAUUUGAAGCCGGUACUAGCGGGGCAUAGACAGUAGUUUGAACUUUCCAGUACUGUCAAUGAACAGGCUGAAUCAAAUCGAGCCUGCAACAUUUUCAUUAAUUUUGCCAUGCUAGGCUUUCUUUUGGGAUUCUUUUUUUAUUAUUAUAAUACAUAAUGUCUACCUUAUGAUCGCUGGUACUGAUUCUUUAAUACAUACAUUUGCUUAAAAUAAAACGUUACUGAACAACUUUUACUGCUCUACACGUGUAAAAGUAUUCUACUGCAUGUAAAACAGUAUAAAGGUGUUUCAUAUUCAUGUAUAUACAAAUGCAGUAAGCAAGUGUAUUGCUUGAUAUCAAUAAAUUAAA